AUGGCUGCUUCUUCUUCUUCCUCCUCCUCGUCCUCCUCCUCGUCCUCUCCGUCCUCCCCCUCCGACCCGGACUACAAGGUCACCACCUCUGACAUCGAGGACGACGCCGCCGGGGUCGAGCCCCCAUCGUCGGACGAGGAAUUCCCCUCCGUCUUCCGCACGCAGGGCCACGUGGACGCGGUGUGCAUGAAGUACGGCAUCCCCAAGGACCAGUACACCGCCCUCCCCGCCGGCGACCUGCGCGCGAGCUCGUCCCCACCGCACGGCGCCGUCUGCGUGUACGCGCACGCGCUGGAGGCCGGGAUGCGCGUCCCUCUUCACCCCUUCUUCGUCGACGCGCUCAACCACUUCGGCCUCGCGCCGACGCAGCUCGCGCCCAACGGGUGGCGCAUCAUGGCGGGAUUCAUUGUGCUCUGCCGCUCCGCUGGCGUGCCGCCGUCCCUCGCGGUGUUCCGGCGCUUCUUCGUGCUGUCCGCCCUCCCCCACAAGCACAAAAGAGGCUGGUACUACUUCCAACCCAGGUCGAAGGGCGGAUCCGGCUUGCGCUUCACGGGGUUGCCGGAGUCCAUCAAGGGUUGGAAGCGCGGGUUCUUCUUCCUCUCUUCGCCGACCGCGUGGCCUUGUCCUGUGGAAUGGGGCAAGCCGUCCAAGAGCUCCCUCGUGGACCCUGUGCUCUCCGCCGAAGAUGAGGCAUCGGCGGCCAAGUUGCUAUCUGCUCAGGGAGCCUCCUCCAUUGAUCUCAGGAAGUAUCUUUGCAUCAGAAAUCUUGCCGAGGCCGGGAUAUCUCCCUUGCCGGCACCGGUACGGGCGCCGCCAUCACCGCAGCUCCCGGCACCGGAGCCGUCGUCACCGCAGCCGCCGCCUUCUUGUACUUGUACUGCUACCGAGUCCAAAGGGAUGGAUCCGGCAGUGUACGGCAUGAUGAAAUCCAUGCUGGCAGUGAAGGCGGCGGUGGCAAGAACAUUGGCAUCGACGAACAAGGUGGAAAUUGAGCCGGGCAGCGACGUGACGAGAUCGCCGCCGUUGCGUGGGAAGAAGAGGAAUCUGGGAGAAGCAGACGGCAGCGACGGCCCACCAUCUGUGCUGCCAGACACUCCGUCUACCGCCGGUGACAGCUCGGCGCCGACCGGAAUUUGUUCCCCGCCCGAGGCCUUCUCCCGGAGCAGCCGGAAGAUUCAGCAUAUUCCCAGCGGACACGACGGCGACAGCACCGACUGGGUGGCCGCGCGGGAGAGGCUGCGGGGCGCCGUCCCGCCGCAGCAGGACCGCGUGUUUGCGGCGACGGAGCCCUCCGACAUCGUCGCGUCCACCUACGUCGCCGUUCUUCAGGCUGCAAACUACGCGUCCUUCUCCUUGGCCUACGCGCUGGAGCUGGAGCAGCGGCUGGACGCGCGGGACGCGGCUGGAGAGGUCGGAGGCCAAGCUCGCCGCGGCGGAGGCGGAGGUGGAGACGGUGAAGGCCGAGCGCGCCGUGCGGCGACGCGCGCAGGACGCGCUGGAUGGUUACGAGCGCUGGCGGGGCGCGAACGCGGGGCAGAGGACGUGAAGCGCGCUGUGCGCUCUAGCUGUCCUCUCUACGCCGUUCGGCAGGUCAGGCGGACGCUUAAUUACCUUGUAGAUUAA
Molecule: messenger RNA, 1623 nt
Organism: Triticum turgidum subsp. durum (durum wheat)
Lineage: Eukaryota; Viridiplantae; Streptophyta; Magnoliopsida; Poales; Poaceae
Source: the annotation of a GenBank genome assembly